Molecule: messenger RNA, 1897 nt
Organism: Carica papaya (papaya)
Lineage: Eukaryota; Viridiplantae; Streptophyta; Magnoliopsida; Brassicales; Caricaceae
Source: RefSeq, a predicted model, not a curated record
AUUAGUGUAGAGCGGAUUGCACGGUCUCGCACUUGAUCUCACCGGACUGAAUCGCUCAGUCUUUCUCCGGAAGCUAAACAAAGCCGGGAACGCAACAGCUAACCAGCUUCCUCUCUCUAUCCCGGCGGUUAGGGUAUUCGCCUUUUUCUUCUUCUGUUCGCUGCAUUUACUCUAUGGUCAAUGGAGUCAAUGGCAAUUAAAGACGAAAAGGAGCUAGCAUUAAAACCCGGUCCAAGCCCUACAGCGGAGCCGUCGCAUGCUGGGAAUUCUCAGACUUCAAAUAAGAACCAAAACGAAGCAUGUAGGCUGUCAAAGAUGCCUAUGAGCCCCAAGGAUUUCAUGAUCCAAGCGGCGGCCAACAUUGCUUCUCAGCCUCUCCAGAACUACGAUACUAAUGUAUGGGGCGUCCUCACUGCUAUCUCCAACAAUGCCCGCAAGCGCCCCCAGGGCAGUAAUAUACUUUUGAGUGCGGAUGAGCAUUGCAUUGGGCGUCUGGUAGAUGAUUUACGCUUUCAGAUUGAAUCUACUGCUGUCAGUGCAAAUCAUUGCAAAAUAUAUAGAAAGGUCAUUGUGGAAGAUGUGGAGCGUACCUCUGUCUUCCUAAAAGAUACUAGUACAAAUGGAACAUAUCUUAAUUGGGGGAAGUUGAAGAAGAAUGGCCCUGAAACAAAAAUUUGUCAUGGUGAUAUUCUGUCAUUGGCUGCUCCUCCUCAACAUGAACUUGCGUUUGCAUUUGUAUAUCGAGAAGUUCUUAGAUCCACUCCCUCAACAGAAGGUGUUGCUGCAAAAAGAAAAGCAGAGGACUUUGCCUCUGAGACAGAGCUAAAAGGUAUUGGCAUUGGUGCUGAGGGUCCAAUAUCUCUUGAUGAUUUCCAGCUUCAGCGGUCAAACAAGGAAUUAAGAAAGCAACUGGAAAGUCAGGUCCUUACAAUUGAUGCGUUGCGCAAUGAUAAUCGUACAACUAUUGAGCAUCAUGAAAAUGAAAUAAAAGGGAUUAAAGAAUCAAUUACAAAAUCUUUCCAUGAUCAACUGGAAGAGUUGCAUACUAUUUUAGAUGUUAAAAAGAAGGAGCUGAAGGAGAUAAGUAAAUUAUCAGCUGAACAGAAACAUACUAUAGAAGACCUUAAUGAAAGACUUAAUGCAUCCAUGCAGUCUUGUAGCGAAGCAAAUGAAAUAAUGAAAAGUCAGAAGGCAUCAAUAGCUGAUCUCAAGGCACAGUUAGAUGAAGAGCAACAUCAGAGAAGAGAAGAAAGAGAAAAGGCUGCAAUUGACUUAAAACUGGCUGUUCAAAAAGCUCAGAUAGAGGUUCAAGAGGAAUUAAAACGAUUUUCUGAUGAUGCUUUAAGGCGAGAAAAGGAACAGCAGGAAGUAAUUAAUAAGCUUAAGGAAUUGGAGAAACAAAGCUCCUUGCAAUUGGAAAGUUUGUUAUUAAAAUUGGAAGAUACAAGACAAAAGUUGGUUCUGUCAGAUAAUAAAACCCGCCAACUAGAAACUCAAGUCUGUGAACAGCAGCUAGCUACUGCAAAUGAAAGAAAAAAAGUGGAAGAACUCGAACACGAAAUAAAAACACUGAGGAAAGAGCUUGAGAGCGAAAAGGCAGCUCGAGAAGAAGCAUGGGCUAAAGUUUCUUCGUUAGAGCUGGAGAUAAAUGCUGCAAUGCGGGACCUUGAUUUUGAGAGACAAAGGUUAAAAGGUGCCAGGGAAAGAAUUAUGCUUAGGUAAGCUCUGUAAUUAAAGAGCUGUGUUUUAGGUCCUUUUGGGAGAACAUGAUCCCCACGUCACUCACCGAUGUUUUCUGCUGUUUAGGAUUACUGGUUUUCGUUUAUCUUGCUGAAUUUUAGUAUUCAUAUUUGAUUUUGUUUAAUUGUGUUAAUAAUUCUCAUGUAAAAUAUCUCAA